Messenger RNA from Lontra canadensis (Northern American river otter), 3402 nucleotides. RefSeq names its product FERM, ARH/RhoGEF and pleckstrin domain protein 2 (gene FARP2). Gene Ontology annotation, molecular function: guanyl-nucleotide exchange factor activity; cytoskeletal protein binding. The coding region runs from base 88 to 3285 and encodes 1065 amino acids. Lineage: Eukaryota; Metazoa; Chordata; Mammalia; Carnivora; Mustelidae. The transcript is spliced from 28 exons. The record is from RefSeq and is a predicted model, not a curated record. Gene Ontology annotation, cellular component: cytoskeleton.
GCUGGAGGAGCUGGCGCAACCCGAAGGCCGCUGCGGGCGACGGCGCGGGCCGGGUCGGCGGGAUUCUUCAUUCUUAGCUGGUGGAGAAUGGGGGAGAUAGAAGGAACAUACAGAGUCCUGCAGACUCCGGGGACACGCUUGGGCAGCCCGACCCCAGCAGGGGUGAGCACCCUGGAGCCUGGGCAGACACUCUCAGUAACAGCGGCACGGGCAUCCGCUAGAAUGCAGGAGAAGCACCUUCACAUCCGAGUGAAGCUGCUGGACAACACCGUGGAAAUAUUUGACAUUGAGCCUAAGCGCGAUGGCCAGAUGUUGCUGACUCAGGUAUGGAGGCGCUUGAACCUGACGGAGUGUGAUUACUUCGGGCUGGAGUUUCAGCACCCCCGGUCCUACUGGAUUUGGCUGGAACCUAUGAAGCCCAUCAUUAGGCAAGUACGAAGGCCAAAGAACGCGUUGCUUCGUCUAGCGGUGAAAUUUUUCCCACCUGAUCCGGGUCAGUUGCAGGAAGAAUAUACAAGAUACCUGUUUGCCUUGCAACUUAAGAGGGACCUCCUGGAGGAGCGUCUGCCUUGCACGGACACCACGGCCGCCCUCCUGGCAUCCCACCUUCUGCAAGCGGAAAUAGGAGAUUAUGAUGAAACCCUGGACAGAGAGCACCUCAAAGCCAAUGAGUACCUGCCCAGUCAGGAGCAUUCUCUUGAAAAGAUUCUGGAAUUCCACCGGAAGCACACGGGCCAGACGCCUGCUGAGUCGGAUUUCCAGGUGCUCGAAAUUGCCCGGAAGUUGGAAAUGUAUGGCAUCAGAUUUCACACGGCUUCUGACAGGGAGGGGGCCAGAAUUAACCUGGCUGUUUCCCACAUGGGUGUCCUCGUGUUCCAGGGCACCACCAAAAUUAACACUUUCAACUGGUCCAGGGUCCGAAAACUCAGUUUUAAGAGGAAAAGGUUUCUCAUCAAACUGCACCCAGAGGUCCGUGGACCUUACCAGGACACGCUGGAGUUCUUGCUGGGCAGUAGAGAUGAAUGCAAGAAUUUCUGGAAGAUCUGUGUGGAGUAUCACACCUUCUUUAGACUCCUGGAUCAACCUAAGGCCAAAGCUAAAGCCGUCUUCUUCAGCCGGGGCUCGUCCUUCAGAUACAGUGGAAGAACACAGAAACAACUGGUGGAUUAUGUCAGAGACAGUGGGGUGAAGAGAGUUCCAUACGAAAGAAGACACAGCAAGACUCGGAUGUCUAUUCGUGCUCUGACUGCAGACUUGCCAAGGCAGAGCAUCUCAUUCACCGAGGGCAUGAGGACUUCUGCGUCCCCAUCUUCAACAAAUGCUUCCUUCUAUUCAGUUCCUACCUCCCCUCUGGCCCCUCGAGGCCCACCCGAUUUCAAAGACAGCAGCGGCUCCCUCACAGAGCCCCAGGCUCCAGACACCAAGAGGCCAGCUGCAGAGAGGAGCAGCGGAGCAGCAGCCGAUGGCGACACCCGAUGGGCCCAGUCCCCGGGGCCCCCUCCGCUGCAGCCUUGUCAAGGCCUUUCAAUGGAGAGUCCUCAGCCUUCUCCCACCACUCGGAAGAGCCCACUGAGCCUGAGCCCUGUGUCUCAGGUGACCCUGGGCCCAGCUGGGCAGGGCUUGUCCCCCCUCCUGAGCCCUGUCCUUAGCCACGCUGGCGGAGCCGGGACGGACAGCGAGGAGCAGCCGAAACACAAGAGCACGGCAGCAGAUGAGGCCUAUUUCAUAGCCAAGGAGAUUCUCGCUACAGAACGAACAUACCUGAAGGAUUUAGAAGUUCUCACUGUGUGGUUCCGCAGUGCUGUGGUCAAGGAGGAUGCCAUGCCCGCAGACCUGAUGACCCUGCUCUUCUCCAACAUAGACCCCAUCUAUGAGUUCCACAGAGGCUUCCUGCGUGAGGUGGAGCAGAGGCUGGCACUCUGGGAAGGGUCUUCUGACACCCAUGUCACAGGCGGUCAUCAACGAAUCGGGGACAUCCUGCUCAGGAACAUGCAUCAGUUAAAGGGGUUCACCAGCUGCUUCCAAAGGCAUGAUGAAGUUCUGACAGAACUGGAAAAGGCCACCAAACGCUUGAAGAAGCUCGAGGCAGUAUACAGAGAGUUCGAGCUCCAGAAGGUCUGCUACCUGCCCCUCAACGCCUUCCUGCUGAAGCCCAUCCAGCGCCUGCUGCACUACCGCCUGCUGCUGGGCCGCCUGUGCGCACACUACGGGCCGGCACACCCCGACCACACUGACUGCCGCGAUGCCCUCCAGGCCAUCACAGAGGUGACCUCCACUCUCCAGCACAGCCUCGCCCGGCUGGAAAACCUCCAGAAGCUGACAGAGCUGCAGCGGGACUUGGUCGGCAUAGAGAAUCUUAUCACUCCUGGCAGGGAGUUCAUCCGCGAGGGCUGCCUUCACAAGCUCACCAAGAAGGGCCUCCAGCAGAGGAUGUUUUUCCUGUUCUCAGAUAUGCUGCUGUACACAAGCAAAGGGGUCACGGGCAGCAGCCACUUCCGGAUCCGGGGCCGCCUUCCCCUCUGCGGCAUGCUGCUAAUAGUGCUGGACCCACCGGUAGAGGAAGGUGAGCACGAACGGUCUGUUCCCCACUGCUUCACCAUUUGUGCAGCUCCGAAAACAGUCGUGGUGGCAGCCAGCACUCGCCUGGAAAAGGAGAAGUGGAUAUGUGACCUGAACACCGCCAUUGAUGCAGCCAAGAGCAGGAGUGGCCAGUCCCUGGUGUUGCCGGGCAGCGUGGUGUGCUCGACGCCCUCCAGAUGCAUGGAGGAGGUCUCUCCGGAGCAGGAGUCCGAGGAUGCACGCAGCUCCCGCGGCUCCCUGGAAGGCCAGGGGCAGCCCCGGGCCAACACCACGGUGCGCGUGUGCUGGUACCGAAACACCAGUGUGUCCAGAGCUGACCACAGCGCGGCGGUCGAGAAUCAGCUUUCAGGGUAUCUGCUAAGAAAAUUCAAGAACAGUAAUGGCUGGCAGAAGCUCUGGGUGGUCUUUACCAAUUUCUGUCUGUUCUUCUACAAAACUCAUCAGGACGACUACCCCCUGGCCAGCCUCCCGUUGCUGGGCUACAGCGUGAGCGUCCCCAAGGAGGCUGAUGGUGUCCAUAAGGAGCACGUCUUCAAGCUCCAGUUCAAAUCCCAUGUCUACUUCUUCCGAGCAGAGAGCAAGUACACGUUUGGGAGUGAACAUCUUGGGAGCUUCUGGUCCAACCUCAUCUCCAGGUGGAUGGAGGUGAUCGAGAGAGCCGGCAGCUCACCUGGGAGGGCCAGGCGACCUGAGGAAGAGGCGUGAAGGCCAUCCUGCCCAACGAGGACAGAGCCGAGGAAGCAGAGCUGAUUCAGCACAUACCCCAUGUCACAGCAUCCCCAGUGUAGGAUGGGAGAGGGAGCCUCACAGUGACCUCUGGGA